This is a messenger RNA of Ciona intestinalis (vase tunicate), 1395 nucleotides long. NCBI's taxonomy places the organism in Eukaryota, Metazoa, Chordata, Ascidiacea, Phlebobranchia, Cionidae. The record is from RefSeq and is a predicted model, not a curated record.
UAUCUGAGAUCUUUUCACAAGACCAUUUCGCUUCCUUUAUCCUGGUUUCCCACUACUACAACUCCAGCUUUUCAGCUGUGUUCAACAUUUUGGGAGGCAGUAGGGAUAUGUGAAAGUAAUGGUGUUAGGAUUCACGCUGUGGUUGCUGAUGGCGCUUCCACCAACAGAAAGUUUUUUGAAUUGCUGGCAGGAAAAUUUUCCUCUGAUACUAAGGAAUUUUAUGGUUGUAUCAACUCAUAUGAUACCUCUCGGAAAAUAUUAAUAUUUUCGGAUUUUUGUCAUUUACUGAAGGCAAAUUGCAUUAAAAAAUAUUGUGAAAUUUAGUGGUUCAUAGGACUAUCUAAUUACAGACAACUCGUAAUGGGCUUUAUAUAGCUCAAAGCCGAGCGGAACGAAAUACUUUAAUAAAAGUGGCAAAGACAUCUUAUGGUCCCAUAUAGUUUCGUUGUACAAUUUGGAUAAUGCAACCCUAUUAAGUAAAACCAGAUUGUCUAACCUGCACAUGUUAUUAAAUUCUUACAAGGUAGUAAGUGCUGCUAUCAAUGAAGAGUAAAUUGCAUAAUGUGCUCCGCAACUUCCAGAUGAAAGUUGACAUUGCUCGACAGACAUUGAACCACAAUGUGGCAUGUGCUUUGGAAGAUAUUGAAGGGGCUGAUGGCACGGCGGAGUUUAAACAAUUGUUUCACAAGUAUGUUAUCAUUUAAUAAAAUAUUUAUUAAUAAUUAACUCAAUCAUUGUAACUCCGAUGGUUUACCAUAAUAAACAGCAAGCGCCCCAUAACGGAUUUGAAGGAAGAAAAUCUGUUGUGGCUGAAAGACCACUUUAUUCCUUAUCUGAUGGAAUGGAGGGUAAUAGUAGUUAUUUAUUUAGAUUUUAUAUUUUUUUAUUUAGAUUACAACCUAAUUUUUGUAGAGCGAGGUGACAAACAUGCACCCCGGAGAAGAGAAGCGUAUUCUUGCAAAGCAAACGUUUGAAGGACUUCUCUUCAGCACCAACAACAUUUUACCUUUAACAAAGCAGUUGUUGCACUAUAUUGAUGGUGUUCCACUUGGCAACCUCACACAAGAUUGCUUCGAAGCCAUGUUUGGCAAUCUGAGACAAUACAUGCAUCGGAAUACAAAUCCUGAUAUAUCACAAGUUGGAUACGGAAUAAAUGCUCUUUCAAAGAGAAGAAUAUUUGCUAAAAUUAAAGGUGGCAACACCACUGGUUCACAUGGUGCAAUUAAUGCAUGGACGAAAGUUUGUAAUGAUCCUAUGGGUAAAAGAAAGAAAAAACAUAAACACAUAAACAUUCAUUUUGAUAUAGUGGGGUGGGGAAAAUUGGGACAUAAAAUCAAUAAAUAUAAUAUAUACAUGACUAUGAUGACAGUAGAAAUUAUUGAAUUACACAUCUAA